AUGAACUCAAAUGCCUGGCUGCUCCUCGAGGCCAGCGGUCCACAGAGGAAGGUAAACAUGUCCGUGCAGUGCGCUCAGACGUCCAGGAUGCUGCAGGGCGGGGGGAGGCGGGUGAGGGCGGGGGGAGGCGGGUGGGGGGGGGGGGGGGGGGGGGGGGGGGGGGGGGGGGGGGGGGGGGGGGGGGGGGGGGGGGGGGGGGGGGGGGGGGGGGGGGGGGGGGGGGGGGGGGGGGGGGGGGGGGGGGGGGGGGGGGGGGGGGGGGGGGGGGGGGGGGGGGGGGGGGGGGGGGGGGGGGGGGGGGGGGGGGGGGGGGGGGGGGGGGGGGGGGGGGGGGGGGGGGGGGGGGGGGGGGGGGGGGGGGGGGGGGGGGGGGGGGGGGGGGGGGGGGGGGGGGGGGGGGGGGGGGGGGGGGGGGGGGGGGGGGGGGGGGGGGGGGGGGGGGGGGGGGGGGGGGGGGGGGGGGGGGGGGGGGGGGGGGGGGGGGGGGGGGGGGGGGGGGGGGGGGGGGGGGGGGGGGGGGGGGGGGGGGGGGGGGGGGGGGGGGGGGGGGGGGGGGGGGGGGGGGGGGGGGGGGGGGGGGGGGGGGGGGGGGGGGGGGGGGGGGGGGGGGGGGGGGGGGGGGGGGGGGGGGGGGGGGGGGGGGGGGGGGGGGGGGGGGGGGGGGGGGGGGGGGGGGGGGGGGGGGGGGGGGGGGGGGGGGGGGGGGGGGGGGGGGGGGGGGGGGGGGGGGGGGGGGGGGGGGGGGGGGGGGGGGGGGGGGGGGGGGGGGGGGGGGGGGGGGGGGGGGGGGGGGGGGGGGGGGGGGGGGGGGGGGGGGGGGGGGGGGGGGGGGGGGGGGGGGGGGGGGGGGGGGGGGGGGGGGGGGGGGGGGGGGGGGGGGGGGGGGGGGGGGGGGGGGGGGGGGGGGGGGGGGGGGGGGGGGGGGGGGGGGGGGGGGGGGGGGGGGGGGGGGGGGGGGGGGGGGGGGGGGGGGGGGGGGGGGGGGGGGGGGGGGGGGGGGGGGGGGGGGGGGGGGGGGGGGGGGGGGGGGGGGGGGGGGGGGGGGGGGGGGGGGGGGGGGGGGGGGGGGGGGGGGGGGGGGGGGGGGGGGGGGGGGGGGGGGGGGGGGGGGGGGGGGGGGGGGGGGGGGGGGGGGGGGGGGGGGGGGGGGGGGGGGGGGGGGGGGGGGGGGGGGGGGGGGGGGUGGGGGGGGGGGGGGGGGGGGGGGGGGGGGGGGGGGGGGGGGGGGGGGGGGGGGGGGGGGGGGGGGGGGGGGGGGGGGGGGGGGGGGGGGGGGGGGGGGGGGGGGGGGGGGGGGGGGGGGGGGGGGGGGGGGGGGGGGGGGGGGGGGGGGGGGGGGGGGGGGGGGGGGGGGGGGGGGGGGGGGGGGGGGGGGGGGGGGGGGGGGGGGGGGGGGGGGGGGGGGGGGGGGGGGGGGGGGGGGGGGGGGGGGGGGGGGGGGGGGGGGGGGGGGGGGGGGGGGGGGGGGGGGGGGGGGGGGGGGGGGGGGGGGGGGGGGGGGGGGGGGGGGGGGGGGGGGGGGGGGGGGGGGGGGGGGGGGGGGGGGGGGGGGGGGGGGGGGGGGGGGGGGGGGGGGGGGGGGGGGGGGGGGGGGGGGGGGGGGGGGGGGGGGGGGGGGGGGGGGGGGGGGGGGGGGGGGGGGGGGGGGGGGGGGGGGGGGGGGGGGGGGGGGGGGGGGGGGGGGGGGGGGGGGGGGGGGGGGGGGGGGGGGGGGGGGGGGGGGGGGGGGGGGGGGGGGGGGGGGGGGGGGGGGGGGGGGGGGGGGGGGGGGGGGGGGGGGGGGGGGGGGGGGGGGGGGGGGGGGGGGGGGGGGGGGGGGGGGGGGGGGGGGGUCUGCAGCCUCAAGGUCCAUUCCACUCUGCUGUGAGCGUCUCUACAGAAGUGACCAUGGAUCCAGGUCCUCACUACAGAAGGACACACGUGGGUCAGUGCAGCUCCUGCCUCCUCGGCCCAAACUGGGGCACAAAGAUGAGGACAUACGCUGAGCAGAAUCAGAGCAGGAUCAGAGCAGAAUCAGAGCAGGGACAGAGCAGAAUCAGAGCAGGGACAGAGCAGAAUCAGAGCAGGGACAGAGCAGGGACAGAGCAGGAUCAGAGCAGAAUCAGAGCAGGAUCAGAGCAGGAUCAGAGCAGGAUCAGAGCAGGAUCAGAGCAGGAUCAGAGCAGGAUCAGAGCAGAAUCAGAGCCGAAUCAGAGCAGGGACAGAGCAGGGACAGAGCAGGAUCAGAGCAGGAUCAGAGCAGGAUCAGAGCAGGAUCAGAGCAGGAUCAGAGCAGGAUCAGAGCAGAAUCAGAGCCGAAUCAGAGCAGGGACAGAGCAGGGACAGAGCAGGAUCAGAGCAGGAUCAGAGCAGGAUCAGAGCAGGAUCAGAGCAGGAUCAGAGCAGGGACAGAGCAGGGACAGAGCAGGGACAGAGCAGGGACAGAGCAGGGACAGAAAGCACCAGUGCAGUUAUCAUGUAUUUAGGACCAAGGCCCAUUCUCUUCACAACAAACAGAAGUUUGGCUAA
This is a messenger RNA of Knipowitschia caucasica, 2508 nucleotides long. Lineage: Eukaryota; Metazoa; Chordata; Actinopteri; Gobiiformes; Gobiidae. The record is from the annotation of a GenBank genome assembly.